UGACGAGCCACGGAGCAGACGUUGGCCUUCUCUGUGAUUGGGUGAAAAGGGGAAAGCAGUCCAUCACCAGACAUCAGAAGUAAUCUAAUAAACUUGGCUUGACUCUCCCCUCGCUCUCUUUUGGAGUUUGGAAGAUUACGUGCUGCUCCUCAGACAACCUGACAGCUUUGGAUUAAUAGCACGGUUUAAGGUUGAAUACUCAAGGUGGUCUUCUCGAGGCAGUAUCCCUGAGACAGCGACAGGAAAGCCUCUCAUCUCAGAUCGCAGAUAUCCAUUGCAUUGUUAGCAAGCGGAAGACUACCUUGCUGGUGUGAGCUUUAAACUGACUGGCAUCUGUCCUUACCAAAUAAAAGAUAAUUGUCGUGAAGAUGAGACGGCUUUCACAUGUUCGGUGUGUUCUUUACCUGAUGUUGCCAUCAAUUCUUCUAUCGUCUGCGCUUGAAACGUUGAACUCACUGCAAGAACUGCAGAACAGCGGCUUCGGUCAACCUCCGCCUCGACAUGGACUCAAAUUGCUGAAAUGGUAUGUUCGGAAAUGUCUGGACAACAACAUGGUUGCCCUGUGCUACCCGACUAAAGGGGAGUACGGGUUUCAUGUUUUUCAAAACCGAAAGCCCGAACUGCUUCCGACGAUAAUGGACAAAAGUCAGUACAAGUACUAUACAAUCGGAAACCUUAAUUCUCCGCAUGCUCAAGACCUGCCAUAUGAAGUGAGGAAAUACUACAAUCGUAGCAAUCCAAAAAGUAAUCAGGACAGAGUUGUGGUCAAGUACAACUCCAAUAAUAAACGCAUUACUGACAUCUAUGUAUCUGCACAUUAUGUGAAAAACCAGACGUACAUUAUUGGCACCGAUCUUCUUGCUUAUCUGAGACACCUCACUGGCGCCUGAUUGCAUUUUAAUUAAUUUAAUGUACAAUCUCUCUUUUAACCAUUUAUGAUUCUAUUCUCUAUGUGAUUUGAAUGUUUUACAUCAAUUAUUAUUUUUUUGGUACUUAUAGGUCACACACAAUGUUGUUGAUUAUUUCUUAUUCUUUAAUUAACAAUCACCUUCCUGAUUUCUGACGUCAUUGUAUUGUAUGGUAAAGUUGAUUUGCUACUGACAAGUUUAUUGAGGAACAUCACACUUAUGUUUGAAGAAGAGGAGGAAGAAGCACAGUUUUUUUUAAUCCCGCCCUUCAUCUUGUCUGUUAUUUUUUCAUAUCUUGUGUUUAACAUGUUGUCACUUACAAUACAAUCGCAUUUGUUUAUAUUGUGUUAUUAAAAAGUACAUCCAC
Messenger RNA from Doryrhamphus excisus (bluestripe pipefish), 1275 nucleotides. The record is from RefSeq and is a predicted model, not a curated record. NCBI's taxonomy places the organism in Eukaryota, Metazoa, Chordata, Actinopteri, Syngnathiformes, Syngnathidae.